Racocetra persica is the source of this 1241-nucleotide messenger RNA. The record is from the annotation of a GenBank genome assembly. Lineage: Eukaryota; Fungi; Glomeromycota; Glomeromycetes; Diversisporales; Gigasporaceae.
CUCUUCAGAUGGCAGAACAAGCUAAAUGGGCUACAUCGAUUGGCAUCUCACUUGUGCUAGAAACGUGCGGUAUCGAGGUUAAGGAUAAACUUUUUGAGAUGAAAGAUAUCAUUAUACCAGAUCAAGUAUACAAGCUCAGAACAACGUUAAUAGGUAAAGGGGAUGGUGUCCCUAUGAUGAAUUCAAAAGCUUGGAAUGCUAUGUUUCCAUCAGACAGUCUGAAGGGUAUAUCAAAAAGCCCGAUGGCCAUUGCCAACAGUAUAGUUUACAAUAACGUAGUGUAUGGCAAUGAAUUAGGUAGACUAAUGGGACAUGUAGAUAAUUUGUUUUUAUACGACUAUGCGGUCGAAAGCAGAGAAUUUAAUAUCAACGAAUGGUUUUCUGGUGCCAGAAAUAAGAUAGCAAUCCUAUUCAAAUACAUGACACCAUUACAGGCAACAAGUACAUUGGGAAAUGUCAUUAGUUAUGAGAUGAUUAAAACCAAAUGUAGAGUAGAAGAAGCAAGCAGACGCUACUCUCAAGUAAAUAAAAAAAUGCCUGUAUGGAAGGAUUUAAGGGCAAUGUUACAUUAUAGAGUUGUUGAUGCUGCUUUCCUUAAGAUAGUGCCAUAUACUAUGUUGACUGUUGAUGAAAUGGAUAUAAUCGGAUUCGCUACAGUGUUACAUGACAUGGUUGAUUUUGGAUAUGAUGUAAGUGUCAAGGAAUCAAGCAAUACAUUUUUAACUAUUACGGGUGGUAAGAUAGACAUGGAUUCUGUAAAAAAAGGAUAUAUUCGUAUGGCAAAUGGGCUACAAUACAUCAUCGAAAGAUACAAAUACGAUGCAUGUGGGUUGACAUUCCUAGCUACUCACUUCUGGCAAAUAGCUAAUGGACAUCAUCGAAUUAUUCCAUCAAUCUAUAAUGGUGCAACUAACUAUCAGCAUAAGUAUUUGGAACUGAAAAGUACAUUGCUUGAUGUAUUGCAAGAUGAUAAUAAUAUUACUAAGAAAGAUAGCAUCGGAUAUGAUGCUAUAGCAAUUGCCAAACUUAUCACCAUAGAUAUUGCUGGUAGUUACGCUAGCGAUAUUGAAAUAUCUCCCCAAACCAUCAAUGUGAUCGAACAUGACUUCCUUUAUAUGGAUGAUAUGCGAGUAUAUGUGGUUAAAAACAGGCAUGAUGUUAUCUUGUUUGCUGGCACAGUAAAGAUUAUGCAUAACAGAAGACAAUCAGAUGAUAGAGGCGGAUUACAAUACAAAUGGUAG